AUGAGAGAGUGCGUCCUUUCGGCCAGACCGUUGCUGGCCCAUAGUCAGGGCAUCGAGCAGGCUUCCCCGUCUCUGCUCUCGGACAUUCACUUUGCAGUUUGUGAGGCUGUGGAGGGGGGGGUGAGGGGGGGGGGUGAGGUGACCGCGGGUGGUCGAGUGGGGGACUGGGGGUGGGGAGGCGGGGGGGCCGCGGUGGGCAGGGGGGGGGGGGGCCCGGGUGAUGGGAGGGUGGUGUGGGGGGGGGGGGGGCGGAAGGGGCGACGGGGGCCGGGGGGGGGGGGCGGGGCGCGUGGGCGCGGGGGGGGUGGGGUUGGGGGGUUGGGGGGGGAGAGGGGCGGUGGGGGGGCGGUGGGGGGUGGAGUGCGGGGCGGGACGGGGGGGGGGUGUGGGCAGGUGGGGGAGGGAAGGGGGGGAGUCGGGGGGGGAGGGGGUGGAGCUAUGGUGUCGGGCGGGGGGGAGCCGGUGUGGGUGAGGGGGGGCCUGAGGGGGGUGGCCCGGUCGGGGGGGGGUGGUGGAAGGGGAGAGGGCGGUAAGGGGUCGGCGUGUACGGGUCGGGGGAAGAGGGGGACGGGGGGGGGGGGGGGGGCGUGGAGGCGGGGUGGGGGCGGGGGUGCAGGGGGGGGGGGAGGGGGGGGGUGCGCGGGAAGGGGGUGGGAGGGGGGGGGGAGGCGUGGGGGGUGGGGCGGCUGGGUGUGUGGCGGAGGGGCGGGGGGGGGUGAGAAGGGACGGGGGGGGGGGGGGGAGGGCGGUGCGGGGAAUGGUGGGCGGGGGACGGAAGGGGCGGAGGGGGGAAGGGGGGGGGGAAGGGGGGGGGGGGGGAGCGAGGGGGGGCUACGGUGGGGGGUGCAGGGGGGGAGGGAGAGGGUGCGAGGGGGGCCGGGGGGGGGAGUGGUUGCGGGGAGGGGGCGGGAUGGGCGUGGCGAGGGUGGGGGAGGGAGGGGGGAGGUGGUGGAGUGGGAGGGGGGGGGUCGGGGCGCGAUGCAUGCGGUCGUUGGGGGGAGGGGGGGGCGGUGCAGACAGGGAAGGGGCGGCGCGCGGGUGACGGGUGGUUCGUGGGGGGGGGGGGAAAACCGGGGGGGAGGUGGCAGGGUGGGGGGCAAGGCGGGGCGUGGGGGGGAAGCGGCGGAGCGUGGGGAGCGGGCGCGCGGUGGGGGGGGGGGGGGGGGGGGGAAGGGGGGGCGGGACGGGUGUGUGGGGCGGGGGGGGGGUGAGGGGGGGGGGGGGGAGCGGGGCGGAGGUCGCAGGGAGCGGGCGCACGGCCGGGGCGGGGGGGGGGCGGCGGGGGUGGGGGGAGGAGGGGGGGAGAGGGGGGGGGGGAGGGGGGGUGGCGUGGCAGGCAGGGGGGGGAGGGUGGAGGGGGACGGGGGGCGGCGGGGGGGGGGAGGGGGGGGGGCAGGAGAGAGUGUAGGGUGGGGAGAGGCAGGGGGGGCUGGACGGGUGCUGGGGGUGGGGGGGGGUGGGGAGGGGCGGGGGGGCGGGGGAAGGGGGAGGAGGAGGGGUUGGGGCGAGUCGGGGCGGGGUUGGUGGGUUGGGGAUGGGCGAGGUGUGGCGCGGGGGGAGGGGGCGGGAGGGGACGAGCGGGUGGGGGGAGGGGGGCGGCGGGGCAGGGGGGGGGUACGGGGGGUGAUGGGGGGCGAGGGAGGGAGUGCGGAGAGAAGUGUGCGGGGUGAAUGGGGGAGCGGGGUACGGUACGCUGGGGGGGAGCGGCGCGGGAGCGGGGGCGGGGGUGGAGUGGGGGGGCCGAGUGGGGGGGGGGGGUUAGGGGAGCGGGGGGGAGUGGUGGAGGGAAGGUGCGGAGGAGGAGUGGUGUGGAAGGGGGUGGAGGGCGCCGGGGCGGGUGGGCGGGGUGGUGACGGGGGAAGGCGGGUGGGGGGGGGAUUGGGGGGGGGGAGGGUGAGGAGGGGCGGUGGGGGGGGGGGUGGGUGGGGGGAGGGUGACGUGGGAGGCGGGAUGAGGGGGGUGGGGGGGGGGGAGCAAGGGAGGAAUGCUAGCGGUGUGUUCCGUCCGGGGGGGUGGGGAGUGGAGCGGGGGGGUAGGUCGGGGCGGGGCGGAGGGGGGGGUGGGGGGGGGGUGGUUGUGGGGGGGGGGGGGGGGGUAGGGGGCGGGGGGGCGAGAGGGGGGGGGGCGGGGGGAGGGAGCGGAAGGGGGAGGGGGGCGGGGGGCGAGGGGGGGGAGGGCGCCUCGGACGAGGGGGGGGGUCGCGAGGAUGGGGCAGUUGGAAGAGGGAGGGCGGAGGUGGGGGGCGGGGGGGAGGUGGUGUGGGGGGGGCGGGGUUGGGCGUGGGGGGGGAGGGUGGGGUAUUGGGGGGUGGAGCGGUUAAGGGGGAGGGGGCGACGGAGCGGGGGGUGGGAGUGUGGGGGGGGCGUGGGGUUGGGUGGUUGGGGUGGGGUGGGGCAGGGGGAGAGGGGGCGGGGGGAUGUUUCGUGGCGGGCGGGGCGUGCCGGUGCGGGGGGGGGCGAGAGGGGGCGGGUGGGGUGGGUGGCGGCGGAUGCCGCGUAA
Messenger RNA from Knipowitschia caucasica, 2499 nucleotides. The record is from the annotation of a GenBank genome assembly. Lineage: Eukaryota; Metazoa; Chordata; Actinopteri; Gobiiformes; Gobiidae.